UCAGACUUAUAUAUUCAUUUGCUUUUACACAAAAGGAAUGAUGGUUGUUGGUGAAGAAAUUUUCGAAUUUUGAGUAGAGAUUAAGCUUAAAAUGGCGACCAAGUUUUUAUCACUGGCGUGUAUACGUGGCACCGGUGCCGGUGAUGGCUAUUCCCGAGGAUUGUCACCGCGGCCGCACUAUCCGUCUAUGCCAAAGUACCCAAAGGGGAUGUCGGCAGAUAUGGAGAGUAGUAUGGAUAGAUCGGAGCGUAGGGCUUUGUUUUCUGUCACCGGAAUGACCUGUUCUGCUUGUGCCGGAUCGGUGGAGAAGGCCGUUAAGCGGUUGCCGGGAAUCAAGGAGGCUGUUAUUGAUGUGUUGAAUAAUCGAGCUCAAGUCAUGUUUUACCCUAGCUUCGUCAAUGAGGAGACUAUUCGUGAAACCAUUGAAGAUGUAGGGUUCGAAUCUGCACUGAUCAUGGAGGAAACAAAUGAAAAAUCGACUCAAGUAUGUCGAAUCCUCAUCAAAGGAAUGACUUGCACAACUUGUUCAAGUACAGUCGAGUCUGCUCUGGGAUCUGUACAUGGAGUACAGAGAGCCCAAGUUGCAUUAGCAACAGAAGAAGCCGAAAUCCACUAUGAUCCCAUGACUGUAAGCCAUGACCAUCUCUUAAACACCAUAGAAGACACUGGAUUCGAAGCCAUAUUGAUUAGCACAGGAGAAGACGUGAGCAAAAUACAUUUACAAAUCGAUGGACCAUGGAAUGAUGGUUCCAUGCGAAUCAUCCAAGAAUCUCUUCAAGCACUUCCUGGAGUUGAAAAGAUUGAAUUUGACACCAAUCUCAAAAAGUGUUCCCUCUCUUACAAACCAGAUUUAACAGGACCUAGAAACUUCAUUCAGGUAAUCGAAUCAACAGGAUCCGGAUUCAAGGCGAAGAUAUUUCCUAAAGGAAACGGAAGGGAUUCUCAUAGACAAGAAGAAAUCAAUCAAUACUACAAAUCUUUCAAAUGGAGUUUGGUUUUCACAAUUCCAGUGUUCCUAACCUCCAUGGUGUUCAUGUACAUCCCUGGACUCAAACACGGACUUGACACCAAGAUUGUCAACAUGAUGACUGUAGGCCAUCUUUUAAGAUGGAUAUUAUCCACCCCUGUUCAGUUUUUCAUUGGUAGAAGAUUCUACACAGGUUCCUACAAAUCAUUGCGCCAUGGUUCUGCGAAUAUGGAUGUUCUGAUUGCAUUGGGAACAAACGCAGCCUACUUCUAUUCAGUCUACUCUGUAUUAAGAGCUGCAGCUUCACCACAUUUUGAAGCAACCGACUUCUUUGAAACAAGUGCAAUGUUAAUCUCAUUCAUUCUACUUGGAAAAUAUCUGGAAGUUAAAGCAAAGGGAAAGACAUCUGAAGCAAUUGCAAAGCUCAUGGACCUGACUCCUGAUACAGCAACACUGUUGACUUUUGACACUGAAGGGAAUGUUGUAAAUGAAGAAGAGAUAGACAGCAGAUUGAUUCAAAGACACGAUGUGAUCAAAAUCAUCCCUGGUGCAAAAGUAGCUUCAGAUGGAUUUGUUACAUGGGGACAAAGCCAUGUGAAUGAGAGCAUGAUCACAGGUGAAGCAAGACCUGUUGGAAAAAGGAAAGGAGAUACAGUUAUUGGAGGGACAGUGAAUGAAAACGGGGUUUUGUAUAUUAAAGCGACACGUGUCGGAUCAGAAAGUGCACUUUCACAAAUAGUUCAACUUGUUGAGUCAGCACAGAUGGCAAAAGCUCCAGUUCAAAAGUUAGCUGAUAGAAUUUCCAAAUUCUUUGUUCCUCUCGUAAUUCUUCUUUCUUUUUCCACUUUUCUUGCAUGGUUUGUUGCUGGAAAGUUUGAUGGGUAUCCGGAAUCUUGGAUUCCAUCCUCCAUGGAUAGUUUUCAGCUUGCUUUACAGUUUGGAAUCUCUGUUAUGGUUAUAGCUUGCCCAUGUGCUUUAGGGUUGGCAACUCCAACAGCUGUGAUGGUUGGGACUGGAGUUGGGGCUUCUCAAGGUGUUCUUAUAAAAGGAGGGCAAGCGUUAGAAAGUGCACAUAAGGUGAAUUGUAUUGUGUUUGAUAAGACUGGGACUCUUACAAUUGGGAAGCCACUGGUUGUUAACACAAGACUCUUGAAGAACAUGGUGCUUAGAGAGUUCUAUGAAUUGAUUGCUGCAGCUGAGGUGAACAGUGAACACCCUUUAGCCAAGGCAAUUGUAGAAUAUGCCAAAAAAUUUAGAGACGAUGAAGAGAAUCCAAUUUGGGCAGAAGCACACAACUUUGAAUCCAUAACUGGACAUGGUGUGAAAGCCAUUGUCCACAACAAACAAAUAAUAGUUGGAAACAAGAGCUUAAUCUUAAACAACGGAAUCCCUAUUUCCAUUGACGCACAAGAAAUACUAACAGAAAUCGAAGGGUUAGCCCAGACCGGAAUCCUCGUUUCCAUAGACAACCACCUCACUGGAAUUCUAGCCAUUUCCGAUCCGUUAAAACCCGGUGCUCGUGAAGUCAUCUCCAUCCUCAAAUCCAUGAAAAUCAAAAGUCUAUUGGUCACUGGAGACAACUGGGGAACCGCCAAUUCCAUUGCAAAGGAAGUCGGAAUCAGCGAUGUAACCGCCGAAGCCAAACCGGAGGACAAAGCAGAGAAAGUGAAAGAGCUACAAGGUUCGGGACUUGUGGUGGCGAUGGUGGGAGACGGAAUCAACGAUUCCCCCGCUCUAGUUGCUGCGGAUGUCGGAAUGGCGAUAGGUGCUGGAACGGAUAUAGCGAUUGAAGCGGCUGAUAUUGUUCUUAUGAAAAGUAAUCUAGAAGAUGUGAUCACUGCGAUUGAUCUUUCGAGAAAAACGUUUACUAGAAUCCGGUUGAAUUACAUUUGGGCUUUGGGGUAUAACCUUCUUGGGAUUCCGAUUGCGGCCGGAGUUGUGUUUCCGUUCACAGGAUUCCGAUUGCCACCGUGGAUUGCCGGAGCUGCUAUGGCUGCGUCUUCUGUGAGUGUUGUUUGUUGCUCUUUGUUGUUGAGGAAUUAUAGAAGGCCUAGGAUUCUUGAGACUUUGGAGAUUCAAGGAAUAACAACUGUUUGAACUUUGAAUGUAAAUAUCUUCGUGUUUUUGUUUACAUGUAUAUAUGUAGGAUAAAAAUAGUUUUAUCUGUUUAAGGGUGGUAUAUUGUUUGAUUCAAGUACUACAAGUUGAAAUAUGUUACAUGAAA
Messenger RNA from Lactuca sativa (garden lettuce), 3191 nucleotides. RefSeq names its product heavy metal atpase 5 (gene HMA5). Gene Ontology annotation, cellular component: membrane. Gene Ontology annotation, molecular function: copper ion binding; ATP binding; ATP hydrolysis activity. NCBI's taxonomy places the organism in Eukaryota, Viridiplantae, Streptophyta, Magnoliopsida, Asterales, Asteraceae. The record is from RefSeq and is a predicted model, not a curated record. Gene Ontology annotation, biological process: monoatomic cation transport.